AUGUCGCUAAAGGCUGUACGUGUUCAACGUCCAAGAGAGCCGCAAUGCCCCAGAGAAGCACCUGCGGUGAAGGCAUGUGAAGAACAGGAGAAGGAAUGGGUUGCAGAGCCCGAGUCUGGAGUGCUUAUAACUUUGGUGUCGCUGCCUGAUGGAGGAAACAACAUAAAGAAGAUACGUUUCAGUCAGAAGAUGUUCGACGAUUUGGGAGCUCAGAGAUGGUGGAGCGAAAACUACGACAAGAUCAUGGAGCUCUACAGCAUCGGUCCAGGCCACUCGUCCCCAACACCACCUCCAUCGGAUAACGAGCCGACCACUGACGCGGUUGGAGCUGAAGAAUCCAUUGUGCCAUUGCGCUCCUCCGGGAGCUCUGCGGCCAGUUCCUCCAAAGUUGAAGAGCUGGCGACGACAGAGGCCGCCGUGGAGAUCCAAGACAAGGUGUUGGAGUGGGUCGUGGAAGAUGAGCCCGGCGUCUUCGUCACCCUGCGUUCGACGCCGAGCGGCUCCAGGGAGAUACUGCGAAUCGAAUUCAGACGCGAGAGAUUCGGCGAGGUGAAAGCAAGGGUGUGGUGGGAAGAAAACAAGGCCAGGCUAUGGAAGCAGUACGCGUAG
Molecule: messenger RNA, 609 nt
Organism: Musa acuminata subsp. malaccensis (wild Malaysian banana)
Lineage: Eukaryota; Viridiplantae; Streptophyta; Magnoliopsida; Zingiberales; Musaceae
Product: protein Brevis radix-like 1
Source: RefSeq, a predicted model, not a curated record